CACCGUCUGCGCAUGUGCGCACGCCUCUAGGGCGGCCCUAGCUGCUGGUCCUGCAGCUCUAUGGUCUCGCCCUAGAGCUUCGCUAAUUUGGGGCAGUGGCCGCAAUCGUGUGGUUAGCAGGCCCCAAGUGACAGCAGCAUGGAGGAAUUCGACUCCGAAGACUUCUCCACGUCGGACGAGGAUGAGGACUACGUGCCUUCUGGUGCAGAGUACAGUGAAGAUGAUGUCAAUGAGUUAGUGAAGGAAGACGAAGUGGACGGUGAAGACCAGGCUGAGAAAACCACAGGGAAGAGAAGGCAGGCCCAGAGCGUUCCAGCCAGAAAGAAAAAACAAAGUGGCCUCUUAUUAGAAGACGAAGAGGAAGAUGGCAAAGAACAAUCUGGAAGCAGCAGUGGUGAAGACGAUGAAGAGGAGCGAGGAGGAGGCCUUGGCUCAGAGAGUGCAAGGAAGAGGAAGGAAGAUGAGCUGUGGGCCAGCUUCCUUAACGAUGUGGGACCAAAGGCGAAAGCAGCCCCAGGCUCACAAGUGAAGACAUCAGAGGAGACUGCAGAGACUAAUUCAAAUAAACCAUUGGUCAAAGCAGAUGAGCUAGAUAAACCUAAAGAAUCAGAAAAAGUGAAAAUUACCAAGGUGUUUGACUUUGCUGGUGAAGAAGUGAGGGUAACUAAGGAAGUAGAUGCUUCAUCUAAGGAAGCGAAGUCUUUCCUCAAGCAAAACGAGAAGGAAAAACCACAGGCUCUUGUCACUUCAGGGGCUUCGCCACUCCCUGCUGGGUCAGGGAUAAAAAGAGCAAGUGGCAUGAGCAGCCUUUUGGGAAAAAUUGGAGCCAAAAAACAGAAAAUGAGCACCCUUGAGAAGUCCAAAUUGGACUGGGAGAGCUUCAAGGAGGAAGAAGGGAUUGGGGAAGAACUGGCUCUUCACAACCGAGGGAAAGAAGGGUACAUUGAACGGAAAGCUUUUCUGGAACGAGUGGACCACAGGCAGUUUGAAAUUGAACGCGAUCUCAGGCUGAGCAAAAUGAAGCCUUGACAUUCUGGGGAAACUUAGUAGCAGCUUAAUCCUGUUGACAAUGUGAGCUCUCUCGUGUCUGUGGCGUGUCUCCGUGUUCUCCAUCGGGUCUCCAGCAAGGCCCUUUUUCUACACUGCAGCUUGGUUUAUGUGUCUUAAAUCUCACCUGGUUUCAUUCGUUUUACUUUUUAAAACUUGUCUUUAAAUAAACUAAUAGAAGCCCUUUU
This is a messenger RNA of Acomys russatus (golden spiny mouse), 1235 nucleotides long. RefSeq names its product craniofacial development protein 1 (gene Cfdp1). The transcript has 7 exons. NCBI's taxonomy places the organism in Eukaryota, Metazoa, Chordata, Mammalia, Rodentia, Muridae. The coding region runs from base 139 to 1029 and encodes 296 amino acids. The record is from RefSeq and is a predicted model, not a curated record.